Molecule: messenger RNA, 2034 nt
Organism: Castor canadensis (American beaver)
Lineage: Eukaryota; Metazoa; Chordata; Mammalia; Rodentia; Castoridae
Gene: Alox15b
Product: arachidonate 15-lipoxygenase type B
Biological process (GO): lipid oxidation
Molecular function (GO): protein binding; oxidoreductase activity, acting on single donors with incorporation of molecular oxygen, incorporation of two atoms of oxygen; iron ion binding
Source: RefSeq, a predicted model, not a curated record
AUGGCCAAGUUCAGGGUGAGAGUGUCCACAGGAGAGGCCUGCGGGGCUGGUACGUGGGACAAAGUGUCUGUCAGCAUCGUAGGGACCAAGGGAGAGAGCCCCUUGCUGCCCCUGGACCACCUCGGCAAGGAGUUCACUGCGGGUGCUGAGGAGGACUUCGAGGUGACGCUCCCUCAAGAUGUGGGCCAGGUGCUACUGCUUCGCGUGCGCAAGGCGCCGCCAGACCUGCCUCCCCGGCUCGGGCUCCGGGCCCCGGACGCCUGGUUCUGCCGCUGGUUCCAGCUCGUGCCACCGCGGGGCACCCCGCUCCACUUCCCCUGCUACCAGUGGCUGGAAGGGGCGGGAGACCUGGUGCUGCGGGAAGGGGCAGCCAAGGUGUCCUGGGCAGACCACCACCCCACACUCCUGCAGCAGCGCCAAGAGGAACUGCAGGCCAAACAGGAGAAGUACAAAUGGAAGACUUACAUCCAAGGUUGGCCUCACUGCCUCGACCAGGUGACCGUGAAAGACCUAGACCUCAACAUCAAAUACUCCGCAGUCAAGAAUGCCAAAUUCCACCUCAAAGUCAGAUCUGCGUUUAUAGAACUAAAACUCAAAGGGCUGCUGGACCGCAAAGGGCUCUGGAGGAGUCUGAGGGAGAUGAGAAGGAUGUUCAACUUCCACAGGACUCCGGCAUCAGAUUACGUGUUUAAGCAUUGGCAGGAGGAUGCCUUCUUCGCCUCCCAGUUCCUGAAUGGCCUCAAUCCUGUCAUGAUCCAUCGCUGUCGCUCCCUCCCAAAGAACUUCCCAGUCACCGAUGCCAUGGUGGCCCCAGUGCUAGGCCCCGGGACCAGUCUGCAGGCUGAGCUGGAGAGGGGCUCCCUGUUCUUGGUGGAUCAUGGCAUUCUCUCUGACAUCCAUACCAAUAUCAUCAAUGGGAGGCCUCAGUUCUCUGCGGCACCAAUGACCCUCUUAUACCAGCGCCCAGGGCGUGGGCCCCUGCUGCCCCUUGCCAUCCAGCUCAGCCAGACACCAGGGCCCAACAGCCCCAUCUUCCUGCCCAGCGAUGACAAGUGGGACUGGCUUCUGGCCAAGACCUGGGUACGCAAUGCUGAAUUCUCUGUCCAUGAGGCCCUCACUCACCUGCUGCAUGCACACCUGCUGCCUGAGGUCUUCACCCUGGCCACACUGCGCCAGCUGCCCCACUGCCACCCACUUUUCAAGCUGCUGAUUCCACACAUGCGGUACACCCUGCAUAUUAACACGCUCGCCCGUGAGCUGCUCAUCGCCCCCGGGCAGGUGGUGGACAGGUCCACAGGCAUUGGCAUUGAAGGAUUCUCUGAGCUGAUAAAGAGGAACAUGAAGCAACUGAACUAUUCUAACCUGUGUUUUCCUGAAGACAUCCAGGCCCGAGGAGUUGAAGACAUUCCAGGCUACUACUUCCGCGAUGAUGGGAUGAAAAUUUGGGAGGCAGUGGAGCGCUUUGUCUCUGAAAUGGUCAGCAUCUACUACCCAAGCAAUGUGUCUGUUCAAAAUGAUCAAGAACUCCAGGCCUGGGUGAAGGAGAUCUUUUCCAAUGGCUUCUUAGGCCAGGAAAGCUCAGGUAUGCCUUCCUCAUUGGACACCCAGAAAGCCCUGGUGCAGUUUGUUACCAUGGUGAUAUUCACUUGCUCAGCCAAGCACACAGCUGUCAGUUUAAGCCAGUUUGAUUCCUGUGUUUGGAUGCCCAACCUGCCACCCACCAUGCAGCUGCCACCACCCACUACCAAAGGCCAGGCAAGGCCUGAGGGUUUCAUAGCCACCCUUCCGCCAGUCAAUGCCACAUGUGAUGUCAUCAUUGCCCUCUGGUUACUAAGCAAGGAGCCUGGAGACCGAAGACCCCUGGGCACUUACCCAGAUGAACACUUCACGGAGGAGGCCCCGAAGCAGAGCAUCGCUUCCUUCCAGAACCACCUGGCCCAGAUCUCAAGGGACAUUGAGGAGCGAAACCAGAUCCUGGCACUGCCCUAUACCUACCUUGACCCUCCCCUCAUCGAGAACAGUGUCUCCAUCUAA